AGCUACGGAAAGCCGCUCAGUCCGAGAAAGCUCGGAUUGAUCAUUAAAGCAGCAAACUACGCACAACUGUUCGCGGAUACAGGUGAAGAUAGAAAUUAUUUAAACCAGAAUGAGGAGCAGCAGGUGUAGUGUGCAGUGGGGGGGUAUGCUCCUCUUUUUGUCCUGCUGUUUUCUGUGCGCUCACGCUCAGAUGAACCCAGACCACCACCAUCAGCAGCAGAUCGUAGAAAGUGCAGCCAGCCAACAUCGCCUGGAUAGAAACAUGGUUCAAGACAAAGACCACAUCAUGGAGCAUUUAGAGGGCGUCAUAGACAAACCAGAGAAAGACAUGACGCCCCAGGAGCUCCAGCUGCACUAUUUCAAAAUGCACGAUUACGAUGGGAACAACCUGCUGGACGGGCUGGAGCUUGCAACAGCAAUCUCACAUGUACACAGAGAGGAGAGAGGAGAGAGCAGCCAGCCAAUGAAAGAGGAGGAACUCAUUGCUCUCAUCGAUGAGGUUCUGAAGGACGAUGACAAAAACAAUGACGGCUACAUAGAUUACGCAGAGUUCGCCAAAUCGCUGGAGUAGAGCGUCUUUCUGUUGCUUCCCGUCCACGACGACAGCGAGGAAUCAGCAGAGAGGCUGGAGGGUGAGCGUACCUGCAGCCAAAACUGAGAAGCCGCACAACUUUUUAGAGGACCGUCUUUGAUUUCUUUCUUACAGAUUAUCGGUCAGGAGUAUCGAUCGUUCGUGAAACUUCUGACGGAUGAUUUUUCCAAGCUGAAUCAGCAGUAAUCUGAUAAAUGACAAAAAGGGUGGAACACAGGAUGCCCUUUGUUUCAGUCUGGUGGAGUCUUCCACUUCAUUAGGACCUUUUUUGUGUGUGUGUGUGUGUGUAGAUGCCAUUUCAAAGGGCCAGUUCACCUAAAUUGGUAUUUUUCUAGUUAAUCCUUAGCAGUAUACUUUCAGAUCUGAAUCCCCUGUUUUUUGGAGCUGCAUAUGUGCAGGUGGGGAGUUUUAAGGCGGCCUCAUUCACACACAAGCCCUGAACGACUGGAGGAGCAGUACUCCGAGUGUGUGGAUUAAAAAAACAAAGGAACAGGAAGUGAUUAAGGUACAACAAGCAGGUGGUUAACUGAGGCCUGGUUAACCGCCUGUAACUUCCGGUUUCCACAGUGAAGCUUGGACUUCACUAUAUUCUAAAUACUGUAUUCUAAGCAAAGCUGCCUUUGAUUUUGGGUGAACUGAUCCUUGACAUGUACAAAAGCUUGGGUAGAGUGUUUUCUUUUAGUGGUGCUACACUUUGAUUCUCUCUGGCAGCACAACAGUCUGUAAAUAGAGUGUCCUCACAUUAAAGGGGACCUGUUCUACUCAUUUCCAGUUCUAUAUUUUUAUUCUGGGACUUUCGAGAGUAGCUUUGUGUUAUUCAGAGUUCAGAAUAUGCCUUAUUGAUCUUUGAUUGGCCACUGCACAACCACAUUAAGGAUAUCUGUUCUCAUCGACAUCAUACUGAAAAUAAAAAAAGGUAAGUGGAGCGUUUAGAUCAAUCUGAAACCUGAGCUUUACUUUAAUAUACAGCCAAGAACAUCCAACACUGUAAAAGUGUAUUUAUAUGACAUGAUGGGUCCCCUUUAUGUGAAGUAGUUCUGCUUCAGACGGACACACUCAUUUACAAGCACACUCAUGCUGAACACAGCGGGCCAAAUGGUUCCUCCUGUCAAUCUGUUUAAUUUGCUGUUUGUGUGAGGACGGUUCCCAUGACAACAGAAAGUGACCUUGACUUGAUCACAGUCCGUAUGUUUGAUGUGAAGCCCGAGGCUGCAGGUUACAGUAGCAGAAAUACUGUCUGUGUUUCAGUUGUGACACCUUCCCGAUUAAAACGACAAAAAAAAUGAGCCGGCGUGAUAAUCGCAGAGUCAGCAGGAGCUCGACGCACACCUGUCCUCGCAGAGUGAAUGUAAAGCAGCGGCGUGUUGCAGAUUCUUCAUCACUGGAUAAGCUAGACUAAACGCACACUGCCGUUAGUUUUUAAAGCGGACUCUGUUUUACGGGCCUUCAGGAAAGGACUUGAACACAACACAUUUGCUUCAGACUUUAGCUGCCUUUAAAACAGACGUGAGUAUAAUAUGUCAGGUUAGGUCUGUUCAAUUCAUCUGUGAUUUCUUCUGAAGUAGUUUUAUUUUUUUGCCACACGUUGAUGACUUCUCUAUAUUUUUGCCAUCUAGUAUUAACUCUUCAGUCAACUCAGGUUUUUCUGAGUGCAAAUAUUUAAAAAGCAUAACAGAUGCGACUGUGUUGUCUCUGUAAUGUGAAAUAUUAAAAGAAGACUGUAUUCUGCAUACCUUU
This is a messenger RNA of Maylandia zebra (zebra mbuna), 2329 nucleotides long. It is a transcript of the gene mcfd2, whose product is annotated as multiple coagulation factor deficiency 2, ER cargo receptor complex subunit. NCBI's taxonomy places the organism in Eukaryota, Metazoa, Chordata, Actinopteri, Cichliformes, Cichlidae. Gene Ontology annotation, molecular function: calcium ion binding. The record is from RefSeq and is a predicted model, not a curated record.